AUGUUCAUUUCAUCCACGCUUGUCGCCGGCAUCUCCUUGGCGACUGCAGCCUCUGCUGCUCCUACGCUGGAAUCGAGAGGUUUCUUUGACUUCUUUUUCCCAACUUCUAACAGCCCCAGUACCACUGGUACCUGUACUCAGUCUCGUGUCCCCAUUUCCGUCCAAGUUGAUACAACCGCCAUCUCUAUGGGUAAGCCCGUCAAUCAAGGCGAUUUGACCGGUUUCUUGGCCGAAUACUGGGCCACUGGAUCUACUGUCGCCUCUAAAGUAACAACCAGCAAUGCCGAUGGUACUACUCAGAAGAGGCGUAUCCAGGGAACCUAUAAUAUCUGGUCUCAGGUCUGUCAUCCUAAAGGGGUGCAAGGCCAAGUGCCUCUUAUCAUUGGUAUUCAUGGAAUCAACUUCGAUCAUUCUUAUUGGGAGUUUGGAUACUCUAAGGAAUACAACUUCAUCGAGGCUGCAAACAAGGCCGGAUAUGCGGUAUUGACCUAUGACCGCCUUGGCGUCGGUCAGUCUGACAAACCCGAUGGCGUGAACAUCGUACAGUCGAGUACCGAGGUGGAAAUACUUCACCAGUUUAUUCAGCAAUCUCGCGCGUCUGGGAAGUAUUCCAAGAUCUCGGGCAUCGGUCAUUCAUUUGGAUCCAUUCAGCUCACCGGUAUUGCUGCGAGGUACCCCUCGGACCUCGAUGCUGUCAUCCUCACUGGCUUUGCCCCUUCCAUGGUCAGCGUUCCGUUGGCAUUCACUGCCUGGUCACAGACGCUAGCUAGCGACCAAGCGGAUACGGCGAUUCGCUCGCGCUGGUCUUCUCUUCCUGGAGGAUCGUCUGUGAUGAACGACAAGAGCUAUAUGGGAACUGGAAGUCCCAGUAGCGACCGGUUUGCCUUCUUUGCCAAGGGUGCCUAUGAUGAAGGAGCAUUCAAACAAGCUUACAAUACCAAGCAAACUCACACUCUUGGUGAAUUCUUGACCAUUGGGGAACCUAUUUCUAAGCCUGCUACCGAUUACAAGGGCCAUGUGUUCGUUGUUACUGGCGAGAAGGAUAUUAUUUUCUGCGGAGGUAACUGUUUGCAAAAGUCUACUACAGGGUCUGGAAGCUCGUUGCUUGACGAUACUAAGCCCCUCUAUCCGAAUGCAGCAAGCUUCUCAACCUAUGUGACUCCUGGUGCAGGUCACGCUCUUUUCACGCAUUAUGGCACAGCCGAGACGAUUUCCGCUAUUCUUUCUUGGUGCAAGAGUUCGUGA
Molecule: messenger RNA, 1245 nt
Organism: Rhizoctonia solani
Lineage: Eukaryota; Fungi; Basidiomycota; Agaricomycetes; Cantharellales; Ceratobasidiaceae
Product: alpha/beta hydrolase family protein
Exons: 6
Coding region: 1-1245 (414 amino acids)
Source: RefSeq, a predicted model, not a curated record